GCCUGCCUGUCUGUCCUCAAUCAGGAGCUACCCCUAUCCACAGAUAAAGAAGGAAGCGGGCAGGUACAGCUGAACCUGUUCUCUUUUUCUCCUCCAUUUUCACCUUUCUCUCUCCACUCUCCACUCUGGAGAGAGAGAAAGAGGAGUGAGGCUGUAUUUGUUUUUCUUUCUGUCUGUUUUUUUUAUGUUUGGCUCUUCUCUACGUUGGGAGCUUGCAUUGAAAGUGGCUUCAGGAUAUUUACUGAGUGAGACAGGAGCCAAUCGUCACUGAACGCAGCAUGGGGUCUGAUGACUCGUACAAUUUUGUCUUUAAGGUGGUUUUGAUAGGGGAGUCUGGCGUAGGAAAAAGCAACCUCCUGUCUCGCUUCACCAAGAAUGAGUUCAGUCACGACAGUCGCACAACCAUCGGUGUCGAGUUCAGCACGAGGACCGUUCAGCUGGACAGCUUCACCAUCAAAGCUCAAAUCUGGGACACAGCAGGGCUGGAGCGCUACAGGGCUAUCACCUCAGCGUACUACAGGGGAGCGGUUGGAGCGCUGUUGGUCUAUGACAUUAGCAAACACCUGACCUAUGAGAGCGCAGAGAGAUGGCUGAAGGAGCUGUACGACCACGCAGACCCUCAUAUCGUGGUCAUGCUGGUGGGAAAUAAGAGCGACCUGGAGACCCUCAGGACUGUGCCCACAGAGGAGGCCAAGGACUUUGCAGACAAGAGAGGUCUUAUGUUCAUGGAAACAUCAGCGUUGGACUCCACCAACGUGGAAGCUGCCUUCAAUGAAGUGCUCACCGCGAUCCAUAAGAAAGUGGCCAGCAGAGAGGUGACCCGCGGCUCCAUUAGCGCUGUAACUCUAUCCAGCCCCAUCGGACCGACCAGCGAGGCACAAGAGGAGCGCAGAGGCUGUUGCAAGAGCUCCUAACAGACUGCAGCCCCCAUACAGAUCUGCUCUGUCCACGUUGAAGCAACAUCAUGCUCGACUGUCAUUCAAGCUCAAGCAUGACAUCUUUCACACACUAUUUGAAGUGCAAGGUACCCACUUGACACUUGAGGAGUCAAUGUACAAACGUCCUAUAAAAGCUGCACAGUAUAUAACCGAGAAACAACAGAUUCAAAGAAAAUCCAUAUUUUUUUAACACUAUAUUUCCUGUGGUGUCUAAUGGGCGUUUCUGCUUCCACUUCAUAUUUUUAAAGAGUUGUAAAUUUGUGUUGCUUUUAUACACAAAUGCACUGGGAUUGAUUCGGAAUAAAUUAUUUAUGUUA
Molecule: messenger RNA, 1255 nt
Organism: Toxotes jaculatrix (banded archerfish)
Lineage: Eukaryota; Metazoa; Chordata; Actinopteri; Toxotidae
Product: ras-related protein Rab-25-like
Exons: 5
Coding region: 279-914 (211 amino acids)
Biological process (GO): exocytosis
Cellular component (GO): recycling endosome
Molecular function (GO): GTPase activity; GTP binding
Source: RefSeq, a predicted model, not a curated record